AUGUCGUUGGCAGAACCCACAUCGGGUGCCUCCCCUCUGGGAUCGUCGGGCUCUAUAUCUAGCCUUGAUCUGGCAAGAGAAGAAUCAUCGGGCGACGAAAGAAAAUCCCCUCAUUUCCCCCCACCAGACAAGGACACAUUCCCUACCGAGCAAGCAUUUUUAGACAGUCUGAUUCCCGUACCUUUGGAGACUGUUGAGCAUGACGAUAGAGAAUGCAUAUUCUGCCAAACGCGUUAUGGGGAGACCCCAGAUUCAGGAUCGGGCACCCCAGAGAUGCCAGUCAGAUUACGAUGCACUCAUGUCUUUGGCGAACAAUGCGCACGUAGACAUUUCGGCCAACGCUUAAUUAUCGACUUCUCUCUUCGUCCACUAGAACUCCGCCCGAGGACCAGAGGCAACGUCCUGAUCUCGAAGCUAGAUCGCUACGCUGGAGCGAUGAAUCAAUACCUAGGCGACUUCAACCUCUUCAAAGGUCUCCUUGAUAAUCUCUAUGAUACCAGUCGCUUAAAUCAGUUUUUUGGACCAUAG
Messenger RNA from Bipolaris maydis ATCC 48331, 528 nucleotides. RefSeq lists its product as uncharacterized. The record is from RefSeq and is a predicted model, not a curated record. Lineage: Eukaryota; Fungi; Ascomycota; Dothideomycetes; Pleosporales; Pleosporaceae.